This is a messenger RNA of Aspergillus nomiae NRRL 13137, 1086 nucleotides long. RefSeq names its product glycoside hydrolase family 16 protein. NCBI's taxonomy places the organism in Eukaryota, Fungi, Ascomycota, Eurotiomycetes, Eurotiales, Aspergillaceae. Gene Ontology annotation, biological process: fungal-type cell wall organization; carbohydrate metabolic process. Gene Ontology annotation, cellular component: fungal-type cell wall. The transcript has 2 exons. Bases 1 to 1086 code for a protein of 361 amino acids. The record is from RefSeq and is a predicted model, not a curated record. Gene Ontology annotation, molecular function: glycosyltransferase activity; hydrolase activity, hydrolyzing O-glycosyl compounds.
AUGUCGCUCUUCAAUGUACUGGCCCUGUUGAUGGCCUUCGUCUGUUCGGUGACCGCUCAGACAUGGACCGACUGUAACCCCCUCAACACAACCUGUCCCGCAGCACCGGCGCUGGGUACCAAUCACACUUGGGUCUUCAAUGAGACUAUGGACGACAAGAUUUGGGAGGUCACGAAUGGCCAAAUUGACUGGAAAGACACUGGCGCCGAAUUUAGUAUCAAGAAGAAACUCGAUUCUCCAACCCUGCAGUCGAAAUUCUUUAUCUUCUUCGGCAUUGUCGAGUCCCACGUCAAGAUGGCGAAGGGCGGCGGUAUCGUCAGCAGUGUGGUGCUUCAGUCAGCCGAUCUAGACGAGAUCGACUGGGAGUGGGUCGGCUACAAUACCUCUGAGGUCCAAUCCAACUACUUCGGCAAAGGCAACGACACCUCGUUCAGCCGUGGUGGCUUCCACUAUGUGGAGAACGCCGAUACCGAAUUCCACAAUUACACCACCUACUGGACUCAGGAGAAGCUCGAGUGGUGGAUCGACGGCAAUCUGGUCCGCACGUUGAAGCCUGAAGAUGCCCUGGAUGGUAAGAACUACCCACAAACGCCUAGCAACGUUCGUUUUGGUAUCUGGCCUGCCGGUGAUUCAAAGAACGCGCAGGGUACGAUUGAAUGGGCUGGUGGUGAGGUCAAUUAUGAUGCCGGCCCUUAUACUAUGGUUGUUCAGAACGUGCGCGUGCAUGACUUCCAUACGGGCAAAGAGUACAACUACACAGAUAACUCUGGUUCCUGGGAAAGCAUUCAGGUUGUCUCGGGUAAUUCCACCACCGUGGAGGAACUGAACAAAGAGCCAUCGAAGUCUCUGGCGGAGAAAUGGGCAGCCCUGCCUAGUGCGGCUAAGAUCGGUGUUUACUGCGGUGCCGCAGCUGCCGGACUUCUUCUUAUCGCCGGAGGCGCAUUUACUUUAUCAGACAGCGCAAGAAGGGACGUCUUGAAUACGCCCUCGACGACGCGAAAUGGAACACUGAACGAAAUGAGCAGAGCAGCCUGCAAACCACCUGGAAAGCAAGCGAAUGGGGAAAUAAAGGUUAUCAACCGGUGA